Messenger RNA from Pyrgilauda ruficollis (rufous-necked snowfinch), 1528 nucleotides. It is a transcript of the gene DCTN2, whose product is annotated as dynactin subunit 2. Gene Ontology annotation, cellular component: dynactin complex; cytoplasm; centrosome. Lineage: Eukaryota; Metazoa; Chordata; Aves; Passeriformes; Passeridae. The record is from RefSeq and is a predicted model, not a curated record. The transcript is spliced from 13 exons. Gene Ontology annotation, biological process: mitotic spindle organization. The coding region runs from base 10 to 1302 and encodes 430 amino acids.
GAGCUGUCCAUGGGGAUGAGGUGUGGGGGUCAGGGGCCGCUGUGGGGGUCCCAGCACAGCCCCUGGUGCCGCAGGCCCGGAACGAGCCCGACGUGUACGAGACCAGUGACCUGCCCGAGGAUGACCAGGCCGAGUUCGAGGCGGUGGUGGCAGUCUGGGGACGCCGUGUCCCUGUCCCUGACGUGGCUCCGUGUGCAGGAGGAGCUGAGCAGCACCAGCGUGGAGCACCUGAUCAUCAACCCCAACGCUGCCUACGAGAAGUUCCGGGACAAGCGCCUGGGCACGGAGGGUGUGGAUUUCUCUGACCGCAUCGGCCGCACGCGGACAACGGGUUACGAGGCUGGGGAGUAUGAGAUGCUGGGUGAGGGUCUUGGUGCCAAGGAGACGCCGCAGCAGCGAUUCCAGAGGUUGCAGCACGAGGUGCAGGAGCUGCUCCGAGACGUGGAGCAGAUCCAGAGCUCAGUGAAGGAGUCGGGGGCUGAGGAGGAGCUGACGCCCAUGGCCCUGGCCAGGCAGGUGGAGGUGCUGAAGCAGCAGCUGCUCAGCUCCCACCUGGAGAAGGUUCUGGGCCCUGGUGCUGCCGUCGACUUUGCUGAUCCCGAGGGUGCCCUGGCCAAGCGGCUGCUGCAGCAGCUGGAGGUGGCCAAGUGCAGCAAAGCCACGGCGGGGAAGGGCCCCGCGCGGGCCGCCCCCCCUGCCGGCGAUGCUGUCACCUUCGAGCUCUACUGGAGGCCGGAGCAGGACCAGUUUGCCCAGUCUGCCAAGGUGUCGGAGCUGGAGAAGCGUCUGGCACAGCUGGAGGCGGCCAUGAGGUGUGAGCCCGACAGCCAGAACCCACUGCUGGUGGGGCUGAAGGGCUCCAGUCUCAUGGACACGGUGCAGGUGCUGCAGGCCAAGGUGAACGUUCUGGACGUGGCUGUGCUGGACCAGGUGGAGGCUCGGCUGCAGAGCGUCCUGGGGAAGGUGAACGAGAUCGCCAAGCACAAGGCCACGGUGCAGGACGCUGACACCCAGAGCAAGAUCCACCAGCUGUACGAGACGCUGCAGAGCUGGGACGCCGUGGCCAGCGCCCUGCCCGACGUGGUGCAGCGCUUGGUGACCCUGAGGGACCUGCACGAGCAAGCCACCCAGUUCGGGCAGGUGCUGGUGCACCUGGACACGACGCAGCAGGAGAUCGCAGGAGCUCUCAAGGACAACGCGGUGCUGUUGGCUGAGGUGCAGAAGACCAUGAAGGACAACCUGGCCAUCGUCGAGGACAACUUUGCCGACAUCGACGCCCGCAUCAAGCGGCUGCAGAAGUGAAAGGCCCCAGAACACCCCCGGGGCUCCCCUGAGGACAUUCCCGUGCCCCCCCAGGACCCCCUGGGCCCUGUGACCCCCCACAGGUCCCAGCUGCUGCUUGUAAAUACCCUGGCUCGGCCCCCCGUCCUGUGUCCCUGUCCCCACGGGGGUCCUGCCUGUCCCCCGCUCCCUCCCCAGCUGUGGGUGUCUGGUCCCCCCGUACCCCAAUAAACAGCUCGGCUCCCGG